AGACAACCCUCCAGCUCAUGCCACCACAUCACGGAGUAUUUAUGUUGACCUAACGGGUACAACAGCGACCCUUGCACCAGCUUUCUCUACUUCUACUCGCACGACUUUCCAAGAAGACUUUGACCGCCCACAAGUUCUACGAGCUUACAAGUUCGGAACACAAACAGACUCUCCAGACUUCUAGAUACAGACUUUCUCUUUCGAGAAGAGCCCGUUGUAUCUACCAAGUAACAAGUGCAUCGUCAUCAUGAGCGGAAACCCCUCCAAACCGGCUCCGGCAAACUACGUCGCUUUUACUGCGCCCAUCAACCCUGCCGGGGCCAGCCCGGUGCUCACGUACGCCCAGAUCUGGCAGGGGCUCUUGAAGAAGAUCCGGGCGGCCGAGGCCUUUGUCGGCGCGGCCAUCAUCUCGACCGACGUCAUCUCCGAGACCACAAACGAACACGGCCUGCCGGUGACGGUCCGCGAGGUCGUGUUCCGCGACGGCAACCGGCGCGUGCAGGAGAAGGUGAUCGCCUUCGAACCGAUGAAGGUCGAGUUCCACCAGCCCGACGGCAGCAAGGUGCAGAACGUCAUCAACCAGGACGCCACGGGGAACCUGUUCAUGACCUACACGUUCGAGUGGCUCCACCGCGAGCUCGAGGGCGACGACGCGGGCCUCGAGGCCGCCCGGAACAAAGAGUGGAAGAUGGCCCAGACGGCCGUGGAGAAGACGAUAGAGGUCAUGAGGGAGAUGGUUCAGGACGGAAGGAUCGAGUGAGAGUUGAAUGACAAUAACGGAAUUCAUGAGCUCAAAAAGGCCAAAACAAAAACCAAGGUCGGUUUGGUUUUUCGAGAAUGGUGCCACCGAUACCGCUGCUCUAGCUUCUGUGGCUACUGCAUUCUCAAAACCAAACACCCACCACUGGUGUCGGCCGUAGGUAAACGUAUGAUUUUCGAUAUGUCAAUGUCAGGUAUCAUUUCAGUACAUCUGCUCUCGUUGCAGCACAACAAAACCUUGACACUGUCUGUCCACCGAUAGAGUACCCAUGACAUAAUAUCGCAAAAGGGGGCAACCGAC
This is a messenger RNA of Exophiala oligosperma, 1060 nucleotides long. RefSeq lists its product as uncharacterized. The transcript has a single exon. Bases 248 to 760 code for a protein of 170 amino acids. The record is from RefSeq and is a predicted model, not a curated record. Lineage: Eukaryota; Fungi; Ascomycota; Eurotiomycetes; Chaetothyriales; Herpotrichiellaceae.